This is a messenger RNA of Leishmania mexicana MHOM/GT/2001/U1103, 1518 nucleotides long. RefSeq lists its product as hypothetical. The record is from RefSeq and is a predicted model, not a curated record. The transcript has a single exon. Lineage: Eukaryota; Euglenozoa; Kinetoplastea; Trypanosomatida; Trypanosomatidae. The coding region runs from base 1 to 1518 and encodes 505 amino acids.
AUGUCUGGCAUUACCCUUUCAUCUUUCUCCCCACCCCUCCACCUUACUCUGUCUGUUGUACUCGUCCCCCUCCGGUCCUGUGCGUCUUGCAUGCAGCGCGUGAACGGGCAGGACUGCAAAGGAUGCAUCCUUGAGCGAACACACACACACACCUGUACACGCGCGUGCAGACACAUGGCCCUCUCUUACCACGUUGUGCUCUCCUUGCUUCUUGUCUUCUCCUUCGCAGAUGUGGUGCUUCUCAGCGUCCGCACACUCGUCUCGCGGCGCUACCACAGCCUCACCCUCUGCUACGCGCUGAUGGCGGUGCAGGAGUCCAUUCUUGUCUUUGAGCUCCUCGCGGUGCUGGGUCAAGUGCUCUCGACAUACCUCGUCACGGCCUGCAUGUGGGCGGACACAGCAUCGCUGCUCGGCGCUUUUACACCGCUGUGGCUGCUACGCACCUUCCUCACAGCCUUCACCGUGAUCUACAAGGACAUUCUGCUCCCUCGUUGGUCAUCGGCAGCGGCAUCCACUGAAGUUUGGGGAUUUCUCUCUCACGCCUCUCGCGCCUGGCGCGCCGCCGGCUAUGGCGCGGUCGUCUCCCUCGACGUCGCUUGCUUCUGCUUCUACUAUCUAUCCGCCGUGUAUGUGCUGGCCUACUUGUCGGAGAAGCGCCUCUAUGUGCCGUAUCAUCGCCGGCGCUGGCGACAUUUGAAUUCGCAGCGCGCACUCACGGCUGCCGCCGCCACAGCCGUCGUGGAUGAAGAGAACCGAGAAGCAGCGCGCCGGAAGCGGUGGCGAGAGGAGCGACAAGGCGGCGCAAGGAGGGCAGAUGGCGAUGGUGGGGGUGAGGCCGUCGUCAGCUACCCGACCGUGAUGUCACUCACCCGCACCCCGUCCUUUCGGCAGUGGGAAGCGGUGCUGCAGCAACAACAGCAAGAAACGGGCAAUGGGAGACGCGUCACAGACGGCGAUUGCCUUGCACCGCCACGUGCAUGCGCGGGAGGAAGCCCGGGAGACAAGUCGUUUUCCAGUACGGCCACGGCGGUCCCUGAGAGUUCCACGCAACCGCCCUCGGCAGCGCAUCGGAGCUCACUGGAGGUGACCACCGCGGCGACGGCGAAACCGCAGCGGCCUGUGCAGCAGCAUCACGGGAAGCCGCCCGCACGGACGCCUCGUGGCGUGGCCACCGCGACCGCCACCACCAGUGUUGGCUCACUGAAGCAACCGCGGCCAGUCUCCCUCGUCACGAACUUGCCGCCCCUUCAGCUGCAGCGCCGCUUCACUAUCAGCAAUAGCCCAGAGGAAGAGAGGCACUUGCACCAGUUCGCCGCCGCGCUGGCCGAGCACGGCUACACGUCAGCGCCGUCGCAGACGGGCAAGGCCACGCCGGAGCUGCCGUCAAGCAAGUCGCAUGUAAAGAUGAGCGACGGUGUUGCUGUGAAAAGCGGAACUCCGUCUAUCACAGAGGUGCCGAUGGCGCACGAGCGAGGUGAGGCUGACAAGGAGCUGGACGCCGGCAACAUUCUCUCCUAG